Dreissena polymorpha is the source of this 2669-nucleotide messenger RNA. RefSeq names its product CCR4-NOT transcription complex subunit 3-like. The record is from RefSeq and is a predicted model, not a curated record. Gene Ontology annotation, cellular component: nucleus; P-body; CCR4-NOT core complex. Lineage: Eukaryota; Metazoa; Mollusca; Bivalvia; Myida; Dreissenidae. The coding region runs from base 159 to 2546 and encodes 795 amino acids. The transcript has 18 exons. Gene Ontology annotation, biological process: regulation of DNA-templated transcription; nuclear-transcribed mRNA poly(A) tail shortening.
GAAGUCAAACGUAAAUCGGUUAAAGUCGGCCAUCUUGAUUUAUCAUAAGUGAUAAAGACUACAGAAAAUCAAAGCUUCUUCCUUGUUUCUUAUAUUUUGUGAGCUUUUAGUGGCUCCCUUAGCAUGCAUUUGUUACUUUUCUACAAGUAUUCCUAGCUAUGUCAGACAAGCGGAAGCUGCAAGGAGAAAUAGAGCGAUGCCUUAAAAAAGUUCAAGAAGGUGUAGAGACAUUCGAAGACAUUUGGCAGAAGGUCUAUAGCUCCGCAAAUGCAAACCAAAAGGAAAAGUAUGAGGCGGACCUUAAGAAAGAGAUUAAGAAGCUGCAACGACUGCGUGAUCAGAUUAAAACCUGGUUGGCAAGCAGCGAUGUCAAGGACAAACGUAUUCUUACAGACUCUAGAAAGUUGAUAGAGACUCAAAUGGAACGUUUCAAAGUUGUGGAACGAGAAACAAAAACUAAAGCAUAUUCAAAAGAAGGGCUUGGAUCUGCGUCAAAGUUGGACCCUCUAGCAAAAGAAAAACUUGAAAUGACCACUUGGUUAUCGCGCAUGAUUGACAGUCUAAACAUCCAGAUGGACAAGAUUGAGAGCGAAGUGGAACAACUAACUAGUGGCAAUAAAAAGAAAAAAAUGGACAAAGAGAAACAUGACCGAUACGAGUCAUUGAAAACCCAACAAGAACGACAUACGUUUCAUGUGCAAAAGUUAGAAACCAUAAUGAGAAUGCUGGACAACGAUGCAAUCUCAAUUGACAGGAUCAAGCCUAUCAAGGAAGAUGUAGAGUUCUAUGUGGAAUCCAGUCAAGAUCAUGAUUUCGAAGAAAACGAGUUUGUUUAUGAUGAGCUUGACUUGGAUAACAUAGCAGAGCCGGCACUGCUAAAUGCGACAUCGCCGCCCCAUGACGAAGACCGAUUCUCAGACAAGUUGUCAACGACGCCAACGUCAACAAACUCCAGUUCACCUUCACCUAGUCCAGGAAUAGUCCUUAAUCAUUCCAAGGAAGAAGAUCGAAAAAAGCAUAAAGCCAUGGAAGAAAAUAAAAAUAAAAACAACAGUACAAGUUCAUCAUCAAAUAGUUCAGAUACCAGUAUCUCCAAAAUGCCUAGUACACCAACAAAAAUCAAUAGCUAUGACUUUAUUUUAAGUAUGAACAGCCUGUCGGCAGAAACGAACAGCAAUCACCUGCCAAACUCGACACCUUCGAACCAUAGCUGGCUGGAUGGGAUGGACAGCAAUUCAGGUUCCCCCUUACCUUCACGAACACAAAAUAUAGUAGUCCCGCCUUCUUCUGUAUGGCAGCGAAACCCUUCUACAUCCACUUCUGGCUCGAGGCAUCUAAACUUUAGCGAAAAUGCCUCGCAGUCAAGCGAUUCAAAGAGCCAAUCAAAUGCAUUAACUAAUCAUGUAAGUGGACAUACAAGUGCAAGUGUUUCCAACAGCAUCAGCAGCAGCAAUGUGUUAGUGAACAGUGUAACGUCAUCUAAAAACGCUACGAUGAACUCUGUCUCAAGUAACAGUGUGGGAAAUCCCGCCAUUCCGCCCUCAGAAUCUCCACUGCUUAGCAAUGGUCCAGCAAAGGAGCCCACCCCACCCAUGUCUUCUGUGUUACUAACGGCAUCGUUUUCAUCGUCAUUAUCUGUUUCGAGUUCUCUUCUUCUCAACAGCAACAACAACAGUAUAGUAAACUCAUUAUCGUCAUCGAUAUCACCUCCCACCCCUACUCAGGCAAUGAACGCAGCAAUGAACGGUUUAAGUGCGCCGAGUAAAUCAGAUAUUCUGCCAGCAGGGGUAUUGAAUGGACCUUCGAGUGCAGGUGGUGCAUUGCAUGACAAGGAUUCAUUGGAGUCAAUGUCCUCUCUCAAGUCCAUUGCACAGCAGGCUGUGAUGAAUGCAGGUCUUGAAAACCAGAUCCCUUCCUCUACUGUCCCCAGCGCUACAGCUGACACGAAAGUGCCAUUUUUGAGUUCAGUGAGUCAGCUGGGAGAGCAGGCUAGUCCAGGGUCCCAGGAUGGCAGCAGCCUGUCAGGAGGCAUGCCUGUGCCCCUCACCAAGGCCAUUCAGCUCAAUCAGCUGUUCUCUGUGGCCCCUCUUGGACCAGUGCCCUUGCAAGACGAGCACAUCUAUCAGCUUACCAUGGGAAAGGCUGGCUUCAGACAUUUGCCAUACCCUUCAGAUUCCGAGCGAAUAAGAGUUCAUCUACCGCGUAAGCCAUGUCCCACGCCGUCGUAUUAUCCACAGUUGCCCCCCAUGCAUGCAGACACUGUUGAGUUCUUUCAAAGACUGUCUACAGAAACACUGUUCUUCAUCUUUUAUUACAUGGAGGGAACCAAGGCUCAAUAUUUGGCAGCAAAAGCAUUGAAGAAGCAAUCAUGGAGAUUUCAUACAAAGUACAUGAUGUGGUUCCAAAGACACGAGGAACCAAAGACAAUAAAUGAAGAUUACGAGCAGGGCACAUAUAUUUAUUUUGACUACGAGAAAUGGGGCCAAAGAAAGAAGGAGGGAUUUACAUUUGAAUAUCGAUAUCUAGAAGACCGGGACUUGAACUGAACAAGGGGGACUUCUAUAGCAUGUCUGUGCUCACAUACAAAUAUUCGUUGUUACAGUGUUAUCACUGCUGGAGUUGAGAGGAUUAGAGGAGACAUUGUCGGCAGGGAGGGUUUGUUACUAUGG